AUGCAAUUACCAGUCGAACUCAACGAUACCCGAACCAUCAAGACCCUCGGCAUCCACUGGCAGCCGUGCAGCGACGUGCUCCAGUUCUCAAACGCUACGAACAAGAUCUUUCAGCCCACAAAGCGGACCAUGCUUUCGCAAAUCGCCAGCAUCUUCGAUCCAAUUGGAUUACUGGCUCCGAUCGUCAUCAAAGCGAAGAUGGUACCCCGUCGAGUGAUCGGCAUGCGAAACGCAUCUCGCAUCUAUCUGCACGGCUACAGUGAUGCAUCCGAGCGAGCCAUGGGUGCGUGCGUCUACAUUAGGGCUGCUGACGAAUGCGGCAACACAUCAUCGCAUUUGCUUUGUGCGAAAUCCAAGACAGCACCUAUCGGCAAUGGACGAACAACGUUGCCUCGCUUGGAGCUGUGUGCGGCGGUGAUUCUAGCUCGACUGAUGGCGAACGUAAUGGCAGCAAUCUCAUUGCCCUUCCACGAAAUAAGGGCUCAUUCGGAUUCCACGGUAGCAUUGGCAUGGAUCUACGGUGGUGCUUCGAGGUACUAUCGGAAGCUUCAACUUAUUCUGUGCAUCACGGCGCGUAUGCUGCGCUUUCGUUACCGAGAGCUCAGGACAACAAAUCGUCUAGCCCCCCAAGAAAUCGAUAACGCCAUGCAAGUUUACGUACGACAUGUCCAGAGUCAGCACUACUGGAAGGAGAUCAACCAACUGGAAACCAACCGUGAAGUCAAUAAUAGCAGCUCGCUUCGUCAAUUGAAACCGUUUCUGGAUGGAAACCAUCUCCUCAGGGUGGGCGGUAGGCUGCAGCUGUCGGAUUUCAACUACGAUACGAAGGAUCCUAUCUUGUUGCCUCGUCACUCAGCUCUCACCGCACUCAUUCUCCACCACGAGCACCACGAGCAGCUUCACUGUGGUCCACAGUCAUUACUGGCAGCUGUGCGACGACGUUUUUGGAUUGUUCGCGGAACGACUGCUGCCCGGAAGAUUUGCCGAGCUUGCGUCGAAUGUGUUCGUGUGAGACCAGUACCACUACGUCAGCUGAUGGGUCAGCUACCUGCAGAUCACCUGGAACCAAAUCCUCCUUUCUCCAUCACCGGCAUUGACUAUGCCGGACCAAUCAACAUCAUCAAUCGACGAAUGCGUGGCGCUGUAUCUAGCAAGGGUUACAUCGCACUGUUUAUUUGUUUUUCGACCCGAGCCGUCCAUAUUGAAGCAGUGUCCGAUCUCAGCACUUCUGCAUUCAUUGCUGCUUUCACCCGCUUUAGUAGCCGAUAUGGAUUGCCGAGUAAAAUCUACUCCGACAACGCUACUAACCUUCGGGGAGCAGCAAGAAAAUACCGUGAAUUACACCAACAAAUCAACGCAACCGAACUGGACGACAAAGUAUCAGACUUCUUCUCCGACAAGAGUAUUGAGUGGAUGUUCAUUCCUGCUCGAUCACCACACCACGGUGGACUUUGUGAGGCAGGCGUGAAGGUGGUGAAAGCAUUCUUAGGCAGAGUCGGGGGUGAUGCUCGUUUCACUUUUGAGGAAUUGAGUACUGUUCUUGCACAAGUGGCGGCCUGCAUGAACUCACGGCCGAUUUCUCCACUCUCCGAUGAUCCCAACGACCCUCAACCUCUCACGCCGGCACAUUUUCUCAUCGGUCGACCACUAAAUAAUGUUCCCGAGAUCAACCAGUUGGAACGCCGUAUCGGAUCACUGAACAGGUGGGAGUACGUUCAACGAGUCGCGCAACAGUUUCGAGCUCGGUGGCAGACCGAAUAUGUUUUAGCUCUUCAACAUAUGACAAAGUGGCAACGUCCAGAACCGAAUGUUUCGGUUGGAGACUUUGUGUUGUUGGUCGCUGACAACGAAAAACCAACGAUGGGCCGCAUCGUCGAUACUUUCCCUGGAUCCGAUGACUACGUUAGGGUGGUGGCUAUUAGAACCCCAAAUGGUAUCGUGCGGCGUGAUGUUCGACGAAUCCGGCGGAUCCCUUUGGAAGACGACGAGUACGUGACAGGACGGAAUGAAGCUUAA
Molecule: messenger RNA, 2016 nt
Organism: Ochlerotatus camptorhynchus
Lineage: Eukaryota; Metazoa; Arthropoda; Insecta; Diptera; Culicidae
Exons: 3
Coding region: 1-2016 (671 amino acids)
Biological process (GO): DNA integration
Molecular function (GO): nucleic acid binding
Source: RefSeq, a predicted model, not a curated record